GAAGCAGAGUGUCGCAGAGCACUACAAGGGUGCUACCACAGCUCGUUGUAGCAAGUCGGCCAAGCUGCUGUACGAUGCCGUCGCCAGUGGCGACCUUCACACGUGCAGAGAGGAACUCCAACUGAGACCCGAGCUCAAGGAGGCGGUCAACGGCGCCGGCGAGACGCCGCUGGCCGUAGCUUCGCGCCAGGGUGAUUUGGCUACCUGCAAGCUCCUAAUCUCGCUCCGCGCCGAUGUGGAGUCUGUUGAUGCUUCGAACUCCACGCCACUGGGUUUGGCAGCGCGAUCGGGCCACCGGGAGAUUUGUCAGCUUCUGUUGGAUCACGGGGCGGACAUCGAAGCUGCCGACUGCGGCGUUCGAAGCAUCGGCUGCUCCCUUCUCUGA
This is a messenger RNA of Symbiodinium sp. CCMP2456, 385 nucleotides long. The record is from the annotation of a GenBank genome assembly. Lineage: Eukaryota; Dinophyceae; Suessiales; Symbiodiniaceae.